AUGUCUGGGGACUCUGUGGCAGCCGGCUCCCUGGCGGCAGCAGACUAUGUGGUGUUUGCUCUUCUGCUGGUGGUGUCUGCUGCUAUCGGGAUCUACUACGCCUGGGUCGGCAGGGGCCAAAACUCCAGGGACUUCUUAACCGGGGGCCGCAGAAUGACAGCCCUGCCCGUCUCCAUGUCUCUGACGGCCAGCUUCAUGUCAUCCAGCACACUGCUGGCCAACCCAGUUGAGGUUUACACCUUUGGAGCCAUUUUUGCAUUAUUAUCUCUUUCAUAUACACUGUCCAUUGUGGUCACAUCUGAGGUCUUUCUCCCAGUCUUCUACAGACUGUCUAUCACCAGUACUUAUGAGUAUCUCGAGCUGCGUUUCAACAGAGCAACCCGGCUGCUGGGAACCGCGGUAUUCAUGGUUCUGACCAUCCUCUACACAGGAAUAAUCAUUUAUGGCCCAGCAUUAGCUUUAAGCCAAGUCACUCAGUUGGAUCUGUGGGGUGGAAUUAUUUCAACUGGCGUUGUCUGUACUUUUUACUGCACAUUGGGUGGACUGAAGGCGGUGGUGUGGACUGAUGUAUUUCAGGUUGUAAUAAUGAUAGCAGGUUAUCUGUCUGUUAUUAUCAAGUGUAUGAUCAUAAAAGGAGGAGUCGCCACAAUCAUUUCAGAUUCACAACAAGGAGGGAGGAUCAACAUUUGGGACUUUGACUUAAACCCACUGAGGAGACACACUUUUUGGACCAUCACUUUUGGAGGGGGGGCUGCCUGGAUCGCAGUCAAUGGGAUAAACCAAUCCCAGGUUCAGAGAUACAUCUCCUGCAAGAGCAUCACUCAUGCCAGAGUAGCUCUGUACAUCAACCUGAUAGGUUUGUGUUUCUUCCUGACGUGCUCAGUGUUGGCAGGAAUGUGCCUCUACUCAUUCUAUAAGAACUGUGACCCAUGGAGCGCUGGACUGGUCUCUAAUCCUGAUCAGCUGAUGGCAUAUUUGGUGGUGGACAUCUUCACAGCUUUUCCUGGUCUGCCAGGACUAUUUUUCGCAGCAGUAUAUAGUGGCUCUUUAAGCACAGUGUCUUCCAGCAUCAACGCGCUGGCUACAGUGACAAUAGAGGACCUGAUCAAGCCGUGCACGAACAUGUCUGAGAAACAUCUGACCUGGCUGUCCAAAGGAAUGAGUGUAUUCUAUGGAGUUUUGUGCAUCGCCAUGGCUGGACUGGCCUCACUCAUGGGAAGGAUUAUGCAGGCAACUGCCACCAUCACUGGUGUCCUCGGAGGUCCCUUACUUGGCCUGUUCAUAUUGGGUAUCUUCUGCCCAUUUGCCAAUUCCAAAGGAGGUCUGUCAGGUCUGAUGACUGGGUUGUUCGUGGCCGUGGGUGUGUGCAUCGGGGCCCUGAUAUUCCCCUCUCCUCCUUACAUGACCCGACCUCUGCCACUGACCACGGAGGGUUGUAACUUCACCACUGACGACAGCUCCAACUGGACCUCCACUAUUCUGCCAGCAGGGCCAAGCACCGUCACUAUGGCCCCAGGGAACAACACUGAUGAUAUACUGUCGGCAGAAAACUGGCUCCCUCCUUCCUACCUUUACUUCUCUCUCAUUGGAUCUGUAACAGCGUUCACUGUGGGAAUGUUCAUCAGCCUCUUAACUGGAGGCCGGAAGCAGAAGGUGGAAUCAAGGCUGAUGAUAAUGAAAGAAGACACGACGCUCUAUUACAUAUUCAGGUUUUUCAGAGACAGAGUGACGAGAAAAACAGGAAAUCUGGACCUGACGAAGAACGGAGGGGAGAAAACUGGCAACACAAAUCCUGCUUUCAAUGACACUGAGAUGGACUUAAAGAAAAGUACCAUUAUCUCAUGAAAGACAUCAAAUUAUCUUUGCAUCUGCACAUGUUCUUAAUGCUUCAGAUGAAUUAUAGUCAUGUUCUAGCCUAAUACAACAAAUGUCAUCAACAUAUCUAAACUACAGCAAUAUUUUCUCUGUUAUUUAUAACAACCCAAAAUGUACAUGUGUAGUGUUUCUGUUUUCA
Molecule: messenger RNA, 2014 nt
Organism: Hippoglossus stenolepis (Pacific halibut)
Lineage: Eukaryota; Metazoa; Chordata; Actinopteri; Pleuronectiformes; Pleuronectidae
Product: sodium-coupled monocarboxylate transporter 1-like
Exons: 17
Coding region: 1-1845 (614 amino acids)
Biological process (GO): propanoate transmembrane transport; sodium ion transport
Cellular component (GO): membrane
Molecular function (GO): organic acid:sodium symporter activity
Source: RefSeq, a predicted model, not a curated record